Strongylus vulgaris is the source of this 423-nucleotide messenger RNA. The record is from the annotation of a GenBank genome assembly. Lineage: Eukaryota; Metazoa; Nematoda; Chromadorea; Rhabditida; Strongylidae.
AUGUUUCUAACCCUCAAGGACGCUGUAAAAUUUGCUAAUUCACCGGAAGGAAAAUCUAAUGGAGCUCGUUUCAAUCGCUUUGGUACUCCAAAAGAAGCUCUCGACUUCUUUGCAUCAAGUGAAUGUCAAGGCACUCCACAGUGUUCGAACGCAACACCAUCCGUGCCCGUAGAACCUGUGAUUCCGCAUCCUUCUGUAAGCCGAAUCCAGAUGAAUGACUUCAAAAGAGCUAUUGAGAAGGGCACCAUUGAAGCUGUUAGGUGGGUGCUUUCUGUAGUUAGGAUGAGGUUAUACAUUCCCUCUAAGAAUAUCCUAUGUUACAGUGAUCUCAUUAGCACAAAUCCUCGCUUUCUUGUCAAUACAAGUGGGGAUACUGCUGCUAUUGUUAUGGUGAGUAACGAGAAAUUUGGGUUUCGAAAAUAA